Molecule: messenger RNA, 1926 nt
Organism: Parascedosporium putredinis
Lineage: Eukaryota; Fungi; Ascomycota; Sordariomycetes; Microascales; Microascaceae
Source: the annotation of a GenBank genome assembly
AUGUCCCAUCUCAGACGCACCACGCGGAGUACCACCGUCUCCGCGGCCCCGGAUUCUACAGGCCAUAACGCCGAACCCCGGAUUGUCACCGACCCUAGCCAUAGGAUGUCCGAGUCCGAGUCCCACCUUCCCCGAGUAUCAUCGGCAGUGAGAAUAUUCCAAGCUAAGCAUUUGACACAGGAAUAUCCCGCUUUUGGUGAACAAUUGCUCCCGCAGCUCAGCCCAGCGUCGCCAAACUUGCGCACCCCAACAGCCUGGGCAUCCGACAUCGUGCCGGAUAUCCAGCGCGCGCAGGAACCCAGCCACUUCCUAACAUCCCAUCUUCUCCCCGACAUCAUCACUCCCGACGCCAUUCUCGAAGCCUGCACGAAUCCCGAUUACGAACUCCACGCUCCCCGCCUCGAGGCGCGCUCCAUCCUGUCCCGGCCGACGUCCCCCAGCAGAGAUGCCCAUAGCAUCAACUCCGGCUUCUCCCCGCAGUCCGCUAGCGCGCUUGAGAUCACGGACGAGCAUCACAAAUACAUGCAAGCCCGCAUCUCCGAGGUGAGCGACUUUGUCCUGCCCUCGCGCCACGCCAUGGCCGGGUACGUCAACCGGUACUUCAACAACUUCAACAAGCACCAGCCCUUGCUGCACGGGCACACCUGGUCGCCGAGCGAGGCUCCCGUCCCGCUCGUGCUCGCCGUGUGCGCCAACGGAUCGGCGUAUAGUUUGGAACACGCCGAGGCGGUGGAAUUCUACCGCCACGCCGUCAAGCUGCUGGCGCCGGCGGACUCGGGGCUUUGGGUGCUGCAGACCAUGAUGCUCGUGGCGGCGUUUGCGGCGUGGAGCGGGAAUUUGGAGGAUUUGCAGACGGCGCUGCAGCUCCAGGAGGAUGACGCUGGAGCUUCGCAAGGAGUGGAAUUUGCUAAAGGAUCCUGCGUUUGCCGCGACUUGGGGGAUGGCUGGAGGAAGAAAUUCGAAAGAGACAUCCCCUCCUCCGUAUCCCUCGAACCCAUCCACGGCCUCCUCCCACGAGAAGCAGUGGGCCGCCUCCACCGAGCAGGAAUGGCUCCAAGUCACGCAAACCCUCUCGCCUCGCACGUGGCGAUCCGCGCCCGCCGUCGUCGACAGGCUCUUCGACCCGACGCAACCCGUGCCCGACAACAUCGGCAUGUUUGGCUGCCACGUCGUCAUCUCCUCCAUCCUGCAAAGAUCAUCUUUUUCCGAAAAGCCCAAUCCGCCACCACGAACGCUAGUCUCGACGACUCCCGCCGCGGCUUCAUCCAGGCCCUGCGCCGCUGGCAAAUCAUGUGGGAAAACGAACCCGAAUCCUCCCUCUCGCCGGACCACCCCGAGGGCCCCAUCCUCUUCAACUCCACCGCCAUGCUGCGCCUCGCCUACGUCCGCCUCGUGGCCGACUACGCCCCCUUACGCAACGCCUUUAGCUUCUCGUCCCCCGAUGCCGACUUCCCGCUAGAAUCGCGCAUACCCGAGCGUCUCCCUCGCUCUGCCGAGACCGCAAGGGCGGCGCUGCAGGCCGUGCUGGCACUCAACGUCCCCGCGCGGCUCGGGUUCCGCGUGGUUUCGCGCACAAGCUUCUGGGUGUGGAGCGUGCAGCACGCGUUGAGCUAUUUUGAGUGCGCGUUGCUCUUGUCGCAGUGGCUGCAGUCCGUGGAACACGCCGAGGCCGGCUUGUCGGAGGAAGAGAUGGGGAUCCGGCGCAUGGUCGAGGAGAUUUUGCAGUUUUCGAAGCCGCGGCUGGUCGCGUCGAGCGGACAGCAGGAUACCGCGGGCGAGCUGCCGCUUUCCGUGGCGGUGCUGUUGUUGUGGGCGGAACUGUUGGAUACGGGGGACACCACGGUUUGGAAGAUUAUGCCCAUCAUGUCCAAAGUGUUGGAGAAUUACGCCAACAUGCUCUUAAGCGGGCGUGAUAAUAAACGUUAA